UAAAUCAUUUGUGUCACCCAUCUCUUCUUUCAGUAGAAGGGGUUUAAACAUCUUACUGUAGUUCCCCUUAACCAGAAGCCACAUGCUUCUUCACGUUUCCCCGAACACUGAGUGCAAGUUACAGGCAUUCAUGAGAUAAGGAGGGUAUUUGGUUGCAGAAUCACAUACAGCUGUACCAACUAACCUACAGCAUUACAGACUUUUCAAUGCCAUGAACUUUAGUUAAAUACUAGAGAAAUCAAUAAUAAACAAUAAAAUCUCUUCUUUUACUCUGAACUCCCCCCACUCAUACCUAUGAUCCUCUUCUCCUUUGUUUUACACCUGUGAAGUUCACUCAAGACUGACAGACCAUCUGUCACUAUGAGGGAAUGUUAAUGCCAAUGCCAUUUGAAAAAAAAAAAGGUAAAAAAUUAUGAGCAUUGUCGCACGUGUCUUAAACACUGAAAAAGUUCUGUGUCAGUGAGCAUUUUGACACCUAGCAGGGGAGUGACGGUCGUGGGCUUAACACUUAAAGGCUCUCAAAUGUCUCAUAGUCCAAGCUUUGCCAAGCCUCCACCCCAAACACUUGACCCCUGCUGACGUAGGCUGUCCCUUUACAUUAAGGGACACCGGCUCACUCCAUUCCUAAUACCACUUCUUGUGUGGAGGGAAGCAGGCACCAGGGAGAAAUGGUGUUGGGGAUUUAAAAACUCUUGAAUCACUUCUGUUUCACUUUUAUUUAUUUAUUAAGUGUGCACACCAACGGGGAGCACUGAAGGGCAGAGCUGGCUACGAUUUUUGAAAAAGUAUUUUCGUCUGUUUCAAGGACUAUUUUGGUCCUAUUUUUGUCUCAAGUUGGUGUCUUAACGUGAUUCCUACAACACCGCAAGCCAUGAGUACCUUGGUAAUGAACACAGUAGGAGAUGGUAACGGCAGCUUUGACCUCAUCCAGAACCGGAUUGAAUCACUCAGCAGCAAAAUGGACAAGCUCAUCAACAUUCAAGAAAAGGUCCUCAACCGACUAGAUGGGAUGUCUCAGGACAUUGACGGCAUUGAAAAGGAUAUGGAAAAUCUGAAAGUUGACCAGGAGGAGAUCCAUCUCCCAGCCAAGAUGAUGAACCAGACCCAGGUCAUGGGCAGAGAAGUGAGGGAGAUAUGCCAGGAGAUGAGCACCAUAAUGUUGGUGGUGAACCAGCGAUCUGAGCAGCAGGCUCAUAAGCUUGAAGGGAUGGAAAAGCUGGUCCUCAACAUGCAGCAAGUGAUCAGCUUUAUUGGGGAGACAGUGAAAAGUUCUAGGGUUAUGAAGCUGAUGUUCAAAGGCCCUGCAACUCGGAAGGGUGCUAAAUCCAAAGACAAAGCCAAGCAAGCCAAUAAAAGGAAAUCCUCUGACACGAUAAACAAGAAGCUUGACCAGAAACCUACCUCUAAUAAAGCCAAUAAAGGGAAACAAGAGAUAAUUCCUGCAUGUGAGCCCAGUUCUCUACAGACUUCUCACAAGAUAAGACUCCAUGGACCAAAGCAUUUCCUCGCCUCUCGCAAAUGUGGAAACUUUUUAAAGGACCACAAAGCUAAAGAUGGGACCGAUAAACCCUCUUUGAGCCCUAAGGGUCAGAAGGCUCAGAAGAAGAUGAAGCCUCCAGACACAACAGAAAUGAUCUCCCUUAAGAAGCAGGUGUUGCUUUUCCAAGAGGUGCAGAAACUCAACAGGGAGAAUGCACAGAAGUCAGGUCACAAGACAACCACUGGAUAUCUGGAUCUGGAAGCCGGAGUGUCCCCUAAAAAUCAACAAUCUGACUCGCCUGCUUGCAACCUGGUUGACCUCCUGCGUGAAGAUUCCCAAACAGAUGUGGGUGACGAACACGAGGUUGACGAGGAAGAACCAAAGUUGGAUGUGCAGGAUGUGGCGAAAGAGGAAGAAAAGCUCCCAGAAGAAAAGAAGGAAGAGGUUGCAUCUGAUGAAGAAGAGCAGACUGCUUCAAGCAGUGAUGACCACAAAGAUGCCUCCACAUCUCCAGAGGCUGAGCAGGACCAGAUAUCAGAAGUCAGCAUAAGUACCAUGUUGUGUGUGACCGAGGAACACUUCAUAGUGGAGGAACACACCGAGACGAAGGUGCACGACGAAGAGGAGGAACAGAGCCUCGAGUCUGAGGGCUGGGCCGUCUUUACGGCAGAUGGCAUUGAUUUCCAAUUAAACCUAAAACAAAGGGUGGAGAGAGAGAGAGAGGAAAAUGAGGAAGACGAGGAAGAUGAUGAAGAUGUAGAGCGGUACUUCAUUGACACCAGUCUUCCUCCAAUGGCCCCUUUUAAUCACCGCAUUGUCUCUGCCAAGCCCAACCAGAUCAUCAACUUCUACAGCAUCAACUGGCAGGAGGUCCUGGGCGGGGGUCGUUUUGGCCAGGUGCACAAAUGUGUUGAAAACUCCUCUGGUCUCACUUUGGCAGCCAAGGUCAUCAAAGCCAGGAGCCUCAAGGAAAAGGAGGUGGUGAAGAAUGAGAUCCAGGUCAUGAAUAAUCUGGACCAUGCCAGCCUGAUCCAGCUCUAUGCAGCUUAUGAGUCAAGGAAUGACAUCAUCCUUGUACUUGAAUAUGUUGGUGGAGGGGAGCUGUUUGACAGGAUCAUUGACGAAAACUACACUUUGAUGGAGCUGGACGCUGUGCUGUUCAUCAGGCAGAUUUGUGAAGGACUGCAGCACAUGCACAAAAUGUACAUCCUACACUUGGACUUAAAGCCCGAAAACAUUCUGUGUGUGAGCAGAAUCACGAAUAAGGUCAAAAUAAUCGACUUUGGCCUUGCUAGGAUAUACAAACCACGUGAAAAACUGAGAGUGAAUUUUGGCACUCCGGAGUUCCUCGCUCCUGAAGUCAUCAACUACGACUUUGUUUCGUUCAAUACGGACAUGUGGAGCCUCGGGGUCAUUACCUACAUGCUUCUGAGCGGGCUCUGUCCCUUCCUCGGCGACGAUGACAAUGAGACUCUGAACAACAUCUUGGCCUGUAAGUGGAACUUUAACGAACAAGAGUUUGUAGAUACAAGUGAAGAAGCCAAGGACUUCAUCUCUAAACUCCUCAUUGUGAAUAAAAGUUGGAGGAUAGGGGCUGCUGAGGCCUUGAGACAUCCUUGGUUAUCUGACCCCGUCCUUCAUCAUCGCCUUCAUACAAAGAAAACUAUGUGCAGAUCUCGGAGAUCAUCGUGUGUGCCCCAAAAUGACAGCUGAGGGCUACAGUGAUGUGAUGGCUUCAGCUGCGGCCACUUGGACCAACCCUCCUGUCCAUGUAAAUUACCUUUUACUUUCAGUCCAUGCGCCCUGACGUGGGCUGAAAUUCAGGUUACCCUACAUGUGAUCCAAUGAUGUUGUGCUAAUGCCAAUAUACAAAAAAGGUACAGGCACAGGAAAAAUUAUGUUGUGUAUUUAGGAUUUAUAACUGGAUCAUCCUGCAUUAGACUGUAUGAAUGUGUCAUUUAUGAUUCUAAUGCAAGGGAAACAAAAAAAGAACAACAUCCUAUAACAUCAAAUGGCACCACAACUGUUUUGGUUUAUCGUAUAUACUGUAGCGUUUCAAAACAAUUCUCACGUCAUAAUCUUAACCUACUUUGUUCAUGUAAUAUAAGAGCGUGAUUGUGUGUGGCAUCUUUGCCUUAAAAGUUGAAUGUACUCUAUGUACUUUCAAUUUCAAAUAUCCAUCCAGUGAGGUACUCUCACUUUUCUCUAACAAAAUACACUGUGCUGUUAGUGUUCGCUGCUUUUGUAUCAAGGCUACAUUAUGAUUUGUAUUAGCUGAAUCUAAAAAUAUAAGUUGCAUUUCUCCCUCUCAGUCACUAAUAAUAUCAAAUAUAUUUGUCAUGCUGUAAAUAAUUGCUCAUCGGUAGACUUACAUUUAAAUGUUGUAAUAUCUUGAAGAUGGUCUCCAUUAAAUUGCUGGAUGUGUACUGUACGUAUGGACAGAAUGAGACUUGUGUGAUCGGUGUCAUGAGCUGUAGUAUGUGCACUUUAUAACGUUAUUUAUUUAAACAUAGAUUAUACGUAAAGCUACAUAGUUUCAUUGAAAAGGUUUGUGUGGUCAGAUGUACUCAUAUCCUACUUUGUCUGGGUGUAAUAAAGAACAUUUUUACGUUAUAUCAAACCAACACAGUUUAUGUCUUACCACCCUACUGUAUUAUUGAAUUAUUUGUGCAUGUUUUUUAUGUAUAUUUAUCCAUUGAAGGUUAAACUAGAUACACAUAGAAAUAUCUUUUAUAAACUUUUUUUUCACUUUAGCUGCAUAUUCAUAUUACUGUAGAUGCUUUUUCACAUAAAACAAAGUUAUAAUUAAAUGCCUUCUGUGAAGGUUCCCUAACUGAAAGUAAUACACUACUACCUAACAUUGCCUACUAUGAUAAAAUGUGGUUAGACCUAUACUUGGGUUUCAAUUUAACUUCAUUAUGAAUGUGACUUUAAUUGCUGUUGAACACAGAGUGCUAGUAAAACAAGUUGUCUCACCCAGUGUUAACAAUUUCAAAUUCAGCAUGUAUUUGUGAAGUGUUAACACAUCCAUUAAACUGAAAUCGAGUCUUGAA
Eleginops maclovinus (Patagonian blennie) is the source of this 4533-nucleotide messenger RNA. RefSeq names its product myosin light chain kinase family, member 4a (gene mylk4a). Bases 872 to 3193 code for a protein of 773 amino acids. Gene Ontology annotation, molecular function: myosin light chain kinase activity; ATP binding. NCBI's taxonomy places the organism in Eukaryota, Metazoa, Chordata, Actinopteri, Perciformes, Eleginopidae. Gene Ontology annotation, biological process: protein phosphorylation. The record is from RefSeq and is a predicted model, not a curated record. The transcript has 15 exons.